AAGAGAGAAAUUUGUCGCGGCGGUUGCUGUGGCAGCGGAGCGGCCUAGGUAAGGCCCUGAGACGGCAGGAGCCGGAGGGAACGGACGGCAGGAGCUGGUCGAGGAGGGCCCGAGGCCUGGUGAGAAGAAGGAGUAAAGGCGGGAAGACUGGUUGGACCCGGAGGGCCGGGUGAAGAGGCGCCCCUGAGGUCUUUUGCACCCGCGACACCUUCCCCCCGUGGGUUGUCUGAGCCAACGCAUCUUCUGCCAGGCCGGUUGCCAGCGUUCAGACGGGACUGAGCCGGGAAUAACUCUCUGCCCGGCCCUCAGGAGAUAGGUCUUUAGCUCUAGUCUACACAGACUCAGAGGCCCGAGUUGCUAGGCAACUUGCUAAUCAGGAAGAAGUGAAAGAAUUUUGUACCCCCGACACACAGGAAAGACUGGAAUAGGGGAAAUGUAGUUCUUUCAAUGUGGAUGCCACAGUUUAGCAUGAUUGGACACAGCAUUAUUUCUGGCAAAUGAAAAUAAUAGGCCCUGGUGGCAUUUCUAUGUUUGGAAUUGAAAAGGAUGAAGAGAGUAGCAGCUGCUAAAAAGCAGAAGAAUAUACCAAUUAGUUCAAGUAAACAAACUGGUAUAUCCACAUGGAUAGCAAAUGGCAGCAAAAGUACACAGGAACAUAAAGACCAUGAAACACCUUCCAAUGAAGAGACAGACUGCACCCAGGAUCCUCUUGAAGAAGCACUGGUCUUUUUGACAAAAAUUAAAGAUCGUACUUCUCUGAAAAAUGAAACUUUGCAGAAACACUUAUUAAGUGUGGAAAAGAUUGCCCAGGAAAGAGGUUUGACGCCAGAAGAAAUUGAUGCCUUGCUGAAUAUAGCACUCAGUGGCAAGUUUGCUGAAGUGAUAAACACUCGACUGUUGAAGAACCUGAUUCCCAUUUCAACAAUAACAGAGGAUUCAAUUGUUUCAGCUGUUUCAUGGCUUUGUGUUGGCAAAUGUUCUCGCAAUACUCAAGUUCUCUUCUUAAAAUGGUUAAUUGCAAUGUAUGAUUUGAUUGAUCAUAAAGAAAAGGUUAAUGCACUCUAUGGGUUCUUCUUCAACUUCUUACAGGAUGAAAAAUUGUGCCCCUUCGUCUGCCAUGUGCUAUAUUUGCUGACCAAAAGAGAAAAUGUAAAACCUUUCCGUGUGCGACGACUCUUAGAUUUAAGAUCCAAGAUGGGAUCAGAAGCUCCAUUGCAGGCUCUUCUCUUAAUGUAUAAAAGCUUUGCUCCAAGCAUGGUGGCUUCAAAUGUGUUCCAAAGCACAAAGAUGCAAUUUAAGAACUCAGAAAACCAGUGGAAAACUGCAAUUGGUAACAUAAAGCAGCGGAUUUAUGGCAUUUCACCUACAUCACAACCAGUUUUAGCAUUUCAGCCCCCAAAGAAAAAAUGGAAUUCAAAAUUGAUGAUACCUGAGAGUAACAGCAACUCUGAUUAUUCGGCUCAGAGUUCUACGGCCAAUUGUAUCGAUUUCAAUAGUCAUCCUGAAUUCUUCCCAGUGCAGCAUCUUCAGACUUUCUCCCAGCUUUUGGAGAACAUCCAUUGUUUAGAACUUCCUUCCCAAAUAGGCUCAGUGUUGGGAAAUCACCUGUUGCUCCACUACGUUAAUUGUGUCACAGACGAUGUCGUUUACCAGAGGAUGUACUAUUGGCUUGGCCAAACCUUCAGAGAAGAAUGCCCUUGGACUAAGAUUGAAAACCAGAAAUAUGAACUGGAAUUCAGAUUCUUGGACACCGUUUUGGAAGCUGAAUGCUUCUUACAGGAGGGCUUCUCGUCUUGUGAAGAAUUUUUGUACCGAAGUCUGCCCUUCUAUGGCUGCUGCUGUAGGUCACAAGUCCUGCAGAAUAGUUGGAUUCCCCUCAGCAGCUUCUCAGAAAUGAAACCUUAUCUCUGCAAGCCGUUGACCCAGCUGUUUUUCACCUCAUCACUUUAUUUUAAGUGUAGUGUUCUUGAAAGCCUGAGGGAACUGCUACUGAACUGGCUGAAUUGGCACUUCUUGCAAGCAGAUAUGGCAGCUGAGUUAAAUGCAGGAGUCCUGAACACUUCUGUUUCAAGCCUGGUUAAUUCUAUAACAGAACUCACAUUUGUUGGCCGGCUUUCAACCAUUGCCCUGCACUUGGAGAACAACUCUGCUUUUUUAAUGCACUUUGUUCUGGAUUUCUAUGAAAUAGUAUGUGACAUGUUUCAGAAGUACCAGAUCCCUUUGCUUGUGAUCCCUCCUGCAGGUUUCUAUCCAGCACUUCUCAGCAUGGAUUCUGUCACAGUGGACCAGCUAUGCCACAUUAUGUUCAGGUACUGA
This is a messenger RNA of Thamnophis elegans (Western terrestrial garter snake), 2316 nucleotides long. RefSeq names its product centromere protein I-like. The record is from RefSeq and is a predicted model, not a curated record. NCBI's taxonomy places the organism in Eukaryota, Metazoa, Chordata, Lepidosauria, Squamata, Natricidae. Gene Ontology annotation, cellular component: kinetochore.